This is a messenger RNA of Athalia rosae (coleseed sawfly), 651 nucleotides long. Its product is annotated as serine protease 30-like. NCBI's taxonomy places the organism in Eukaryota, Metazoa, Arthropoda, Insecta, Hymenoptera, Athaliidae. The record is from RefSeq and is a predicted model, not a curated record. Gene Ontology annotation, biological process: proteolysis. The transcript has 4 exons. The coding region runs from base 1 to 651 and encodes 216 amino acids. Gene Ontology annotation, molecular function: serine-type endopeptidase activity.
AUGCUACUAUUUUCGAAGCGGAUAAUUAUUGCACAUGCAUAUCACCGGGGUAUAGUUACUCGCGUGGUUGGAGGACAACCAACAAGUGUUAUAAAAUAUCCAUUCAUGGUAUCUCUGCAAAAAAAGGCCUUCGGACACAUUUGCGGAGGAACAUAUCUGCACGGUAUCAAUGUUCUUUCAGCCGCCCAUUGCUUUAUCGCUCAUGGAGAAGUGGACUUCAGGGUCGAAAAUCCGCUGUUAUUCAUAGCGAUUGCUGGUGCAUCUGAUGUAAAUUCGUUGUACGUUCCAAGUAUGCAAAUCCGAUUAGUGGUCCAUAUCGAAGUGCAUCCGCGUUAUAAUAAUACCUCGAAAUUCAACGACAUCGCAUUAAUCCGAUUAGACAGGGCAUUUACGCCGGCAAAGGAAGUACUUCCUGUUGCGCUCGGACCGGUCAGCAUUGUCAACGAAUUGCUGUUGAGGUCCUCGAACGCUACUGCUGACCCUGCCAUAUUCUGUCAAGUACUUGGCUGGGGAUAUCUUCAAGAGGCCUCACCAGUAAGUAUGCGAAACGUAAAUGUACAAACGUCAUUUUCGGUUGCCUCGGCUGCACGAUGGGUUAUUAGACACUUUGUAAUGAAAGGGAUGCAGUUCUACUUGAUGUACUUGCAGUAG